This is a messenger RNA of Prionailurus viverrinus (fishing cat), 732 nucleotides long. Its product is annotated as 40S ribosomal protein S4-like. Lineage: Eukaryota; Metazoa; Chordata; Mammalia; Carnivora; Felidae. The transcript is spliced from 2 exons. The record is from RefSeq and is a predicted model, not a curated record. Gene Ontology annotation, cellular component: ribosome; cytosolic small ribosomal subunit. Gene Ontology annotation, molecular function: RNA binding; structural constituent of ribosome. Gene Ontology annotation, biological process: translation. Bases 1 to 732 code for a protein of 243 amino acids.
AUGGCUUGUGGUCCCAAGAAGCAUCUGAAGCAUGUAGUAGAUCCAAAGCAUUGGAUGCUGGAUAAACUGACCCAUGUGUGUGCCCCUCAUCCUCAUAAGCUGAGAGAAUGUCUUCUUUUCAUCAUUUUCCUAAGGAACAGACUUAACUAUGCCCUAACAGGAGAUCAAGUAAAGAUCUGUAUGCAGUGUUUUAUUAAGAUUGAUGGCAAGGUCCAAACUGAUAUAACCUACCCUGCUGGUUUUAUGGAUGUCAUUGGCAUUGACAAGACUGGGGAGAAUUUCUAUCUGAUCUAUGACACCAAGAGUCGCUUUGUUGUUCAUCAGAUUACACCCAAGAAGGCCAAGUACAAGUUGUACAAAGUGAGAAAGAUCUUUGUGGGGACAGAAGGAAUCCUUCAUCUGGUGACCCAUGACGCUCGUACCAUCCACUAUCCUGAUCCCCUCAUCAAGGUGAAUGACAGCAUUCAGAUUGAUUUAGAAACUGUAAAUAGUACUGAUUUCAUCAAGUUUGACACUGGUAAUCUUUGUAUGGUGACUGGAGGUGCUAACCUAGGAAGAAUUGGUGUGAUCACCAACAGAGAGAGAUACCCUGGUUCUUUUGAUGUAGUUCACGUGAAAGAUGCCAAUGGCAGCAGCUUUGCCACUGGCUGUCCAAUAUUUUGUUAUUGGCAAAAGCAACAAACCAUGAAUUUCUCUUCUCUGUGGAAAGGGUAUCUGCCUCACCAUUGCUGA